AUGAAGGCUCUUAUUCUUGUCGGCGGCUUCGGCACUCGUCUCAGGCCCCUCACUCUCUCUUGGCCUAAGCCCCUCGUCGAGUUCUGCAACAAGGCCAUGAUCCUGCACCAGAUCGAGGCCCUUGUCAAGGCUGGUGUCAAGGACAUUGUCCUGGCCGUCAACUACCGCCCCGAGGUCAUGGUUGCCGUCCUCAAGAAGACGGAGGAGGAGUACGGCAUCACGAUCAACUUUUCGGUUGAGACUGAGCCUUUGGGCACUGCUGGCCCUCUCGCGCUCGCCCGCGACAUUCUCGGCAAGGAUGACUCGCCAUUCUUUGUCCUCAACUCGGACGUCACCUGCACCUACCCCUUCGAGGCGUUCCGCGACUUCCAUCUCAAGCACGGCUGCGAAGGCUCGAUCAUGGUCACCAAGGUCGCCGAGCCCUCGGCGUACGGUGUCGUCGUCACCAAGCCCGGGUCGACCGUUAUUGACCGCUUCGUCGAGAAGCCCGUCGAGUUCGUCGGCAACCGCAUCAACGCCGGUAUCUACAUGUUCAACCCUUCCAUUCUUGACCGCAUCGAGGAGAUCUUCCCCGCCAUUGCUGCGGACCAGCAGCUCCACGCUUUCGACCUCCAGGGUUUCUGGAUGGACGUGGGUCAGCCCAAGGACUACAUUUCGGGCACCUGCCUCUACCUUUCGCACCUUACGUCGCAGGGAUCGCCUGAUCUCGCUGACCCCGCCCAGAACAAGUGGGUGUACGGCGGCAACGUCCUCGUCGACCCUACCGCUGAGAUCGACCCUACCGCUCUCGUUGGGCCUAACGUCGUUAUCGGGCCGGGUGCCAAGAUCGGCAAGGGCGCGCGUCUCCAGCGCUGCGUGAUCAUGUCCAACGCGGAGGUCCGCGACCACGCCUGGAUCGCGUCGUCAAUCAUUGGCUGGAACUCGACUGUUGGCCGCUGGUGCCGUGUCGAGAACAUUACCGUCCUCGGCGACGACGUCUCGAUCAAGGACGAGUUGUAUGUCAACGGUGCCUCAGUCCUGCCACACAAGAGCAUCUCGUCGAGCAUUACCGAGCCUCGCAUUGUCAUGUAA
Cutaneotrichosporon cavernicola is the source of this 1071-nucleotide messenger RNA. RefSeq lists its product as uncharacterized. The record is from RefSeq and is a predicted model, not a curated record. NCBI's taxonomy places the organism in Eukaryota, Fungi, Basidiomycota, Tremellomycetes, Trichosporonales, Trichosporonaceae. Gene Ontology annotation, cellular component: cytoplasm. Gene Ontology annotation, biological process: GDP-mannose biosynthetic process. Bases 1 to 1071 code for a protein of 356 amino acids. Gene Ontology annotation, molecular function: GTP binding; mannose-1-phosphate guanylyltransferase (GTP) activity. The transcript has 12 exons.